AUGUGUUCAACACACCCAACCCUACCAUGUCCACCCACAAGUCCAUCUCGCCACGGCGCACCAGGGGUGUUGCUCGCCACCACCGACGAGGUCGAGCACGCGCUUGAAUCGACGAGACGCCGGCGCCGCUCCAAUGCGCCGUCUCCAGAGCCCGAGGAGCACAAGUGCCGACAGCAGAUGCAAGGCGGCAGGCUUCGUCCUGAACGCACGCCGACGCGUAGGGACCGGCAGCACCGACGGUCGCGCAUUCUCUCGUCAGUCGAGAGCCUUGGCGUGGCUCAGAGGGGCCUGAAUGAGCCGAGAAGCAGGCCGUGGCGGUCUUGCAAUGUUGCGGCGGGCGGUGGUUGGCGGAGGAGGGUGGGAGCUGAGCCGGGUCGUGGACUGCGAGGUGCAGGGGCGCGCGUUGCGCAGGCUCGGGUAGGGGCUGUUGGGGUUUCUGCGGGUAGGAUCGUGGUGGGAAUGAGGGAUCGGGCCGCGGCGGAGAUGAUGUGGACGAGGUUGCACUUGCAGGGUUUUCGGAGGUGCUGGGAGUCAGUUGAGACUAUAGGCGCUGCGAUCUUCCAUGCUUUGUGGGAGUCGAGGAGACGGGGAAUGGUCCUAAGGAGACCAAGGGAGGCAAGAAGAAGGAACAAUGGACGAUAG
Molecule: messenger RNA, 642 nt
Organism: Pyricularia grisea
Lineage: Eukaryota; Fungi; Ascomycota; Sordariomycetes; Magnaporthales; Pyriculariaceae
Exons: 1
Coding region: 1-642 (213 amino acids)
Source: RefSeq, a predicted model, not a curated record